AUGCAUUGCGGCACUGUUUGCCUAGCACAGGUUGUCAGGUUUCCUAGCUUUAUCACAAGACGGGUCUCCAGAAAGGCCAUUACCCAGAUGGAUCCUCAAGAUGGUAUGGCCGAAGAUGGUAUGGAUGCUGAUGUCGACGAAGACGAUACUUCGAGAAAAAUGAAAAUGGGCAGUUAUAAGCUCAGCUGGUACAACACGAGUAUCAAGUACUAUCCCGAAUAG
Messenger RNA from Penicillium vulpinum, 222 nucleotides. RefSeq lists its product as uncharacterized. The record is from RefSeq and is a predicted model, not a curated record. The transcript is spliced from 3 exons. The coding region runs from base 1 to 222 and encodes 73 amino acids. NCBI's taxonomy places the organism in Eukaryota, Fungi, Ascomycota, Eurotiomycetes, Eurotiales, Aspergillaceae.